AUGGCAUCUCCAGUGCUUUCGUCGAUUCCAUCUCUCUCUGCUUUCGAUUCUCACAGCACGAAUUGGAAAUCUUAUCGAGAUCGUAUGCAAUUUUAUUUUGAAGCCAAUCGAAUCACACAAGCCAAAGAAAAAAAGGCGUUGUUUCUUUGGGCCGUUGGCUCCACAACGUAUCAGUUACUGGAGAAUUUAAUCUCACCAAGAUCAUUGAUCAGUGACGAGAUAACUUUCGACGGCAUCUUGCACAUACUUGAUGUACACUAUGAUGACACGAAAAACAUAAUGACAUCCACUUAUGAUUUCUAUUCAUGCUACCAGAAGGAAGGACAAUCGUUCAAUGAGUGGAAGGCCGAAUUAUGUGAGAAAUUACGACACUGCGGCUUUACCACCUCGACCUUGAAAGACAAGAUUCAAGACCGAGCGUUGCGCGAUAUGUUCGUGAUUGGUAUUAGAAAUCCCAAGAUCCGGCAAGCCUUACUAAAGGAACAAGACCCGGAUUUAGAAAAAGCUGAAAAAAUCAUUCAAGUGGCCGAACGUCUUUAUGAAGAUGUUGAACAUUUUGGCAAUCCAUCCGUACGUGUUGAUGUUCCUGUCGCCAAAAUACAACAUCAACAACCACAGCGAUUCCUCACUCGACAGUUGAAUCACAACAACGAUAACAACAGACGUCUCAGUCCGUGUGCCACCUGUGGAUCUACCGAACAUGCACGUCAAGCAUGCAAAUAUCGAAAUUACAUCUGUAAUUUUUGUAAACGUCCAGGUCAUCUGGCUCGUGUAUGUCGAAGCCAACAGAAAACAGAAGAAGAUGUGCCUUCAGUAAAACAUGUAUCUACUACAGUUUUUAAAUUAGAUCAUGAAAACCAAACUUCUCAGUCAUUGGUUUCUACUACAGUAAUACCAUUACGCGUAAAUGGUCAUGAAUGCUCAUUCGAACUGGAUACAGGUGCGGUAUAUACAAUCAUCACGGCAAAUGAUUGGAACAAAAUUGGUUCGCCAAAUAUUCGUUCAUCAAAUCUUCGGUUGAAGUCUUUUGGUGGAACCUUAUUGGAAAUUCUAGGCGAAUGCACAGUGAACGUGGAAUAUCGAAGGCAACAAUUCAACUUAUCGGCUAUCGUUGUGAAUGAAUGUGGGCCAUCGCUCCUCGGUAUCCAAUGGAUUCAUCACUUAUACAUGGAUCUCAACUCAAUCAUCCACGGCCAUAACCAUUUUCUUCAAAACGUCCAUCGAAUUGAAGAUCAUCCUGAUCUUCAAUCAGUUUUAAAAAGACAUUCAAAUGUCUUGAAUCAUGAACUCGGUCAUUGCACAAAAGUUCAAGCACACAUCGAACUUAAACCAGAUGCAACACCUAGAUUUUUCAAACCAAGACCAAUACCAUUAGCGUACCUUGAUGGUGUCAAGAUGGAAAUUGAAAGAAAUGUAAAGGCUGGUAUCCUUGAACGCAUUGAUACCUCACUGUGGGCAGCACCGAUCGUACCGGUAAAAAAACCAAAUGGUUCAAUUCGUAUUUGUGGCGAUUUCAAAGUUACAAUAAAUCCACAAAUAUUGGUUGAUCAACAUCCCAUUCCAUCUAUUGACGAACUUCUUGCACGUAUAGGAAGUGGCGAAAAAUUCACGAAAUUGGAUUUGUCUGAUGCGUAUCUUCAAUUAGAGUUGGAUGAGUCCAGUAAAGAAUUGGUUGUAAUAAACACACCACUUGGAUUAUUUAAAUAUUCACGUAUGCCCUUUGGGAUUGCUAAUGCGCCAGCUAUUUUCCAACGGGUAAUUGAUCAAGUAAUUGCAGGCAUUUCGAAUUGCAUUGCGUAUCUGGACGAUAUUUUAAUCACUGGUGCUAAUGAAUCCGAACAUUUAUACACUCUGGAACUGGUUUUGUCGAAACUAUCGGACUUUGGCUUAACAUGUAAUCCAGAGAAGUGUUCAUUUUUCGAAGAUGAAGUAUCGUAUUUGGGUUACAUCAUUGACAAGCACGGGAAAAGGCCUGAUAAUAAGCGUGUUGAAGCAAUCAUCAACAUGCCUACACCAACGAACUUAAAAGAGGUCGAAGCCUUUAUUGGUAAAGUAAAUUAUUACAGCAAAUUCAUUCAGAAUUUUUCAAGCAAAUGCAAACCUUUAAAUGAGCUUCGUCGAGCGAAUGUCAAGUGGGUUUGGACCAAUGAAUGUCAAGAAACAUUCAAUCAUCUUCGACAAGAAAUUGCUUCUGUCACAACACUCGUUCAUUUCGAUUCCAAACUUCCAAUAGUUCUGGCCACGGACGCAUCUAAUUAUGGGUUAGGUGCCGUAAUCAUGCACCGUUAUUCCGACGGUACGGAGCGACCUAUAGCUCAUGCCUCCAAAACAUUAACACCAGCCGAGACAAAGUACAGUCAAAUAGAAAAAGAAGCACUAUCCAUUAUUUAUGGAGUAAAAAAAUUCAACCAAUACUUAGCAGGUCGAUCAUUUGAACUCAACACGGAUCACCAGCCACUUCUAACAAUUUUCAAUCCUUCGAAAGGUUUACCAAUGUCGACUGCAAACAGAUUGCAAAGGUGGGCGCUUUUUCUCAUGGGAUAUACAUAUACGAUUCGAUAUAAAUCAACUCACUUUCAUGGAAAUGCCGAUGGUCUAUCCCGUCUUCCAGCUGGGCCUGAUGAUACAUUCGAGGAUGAAGAAGCUUGGCAAAUAAAUUACAUUCAAGAUAAAUCAAUUCAAGAAUGGCCACUACGAGCAGCUGAUAUUGCCGCAGCCACUGAUUCCGAUGAAACACUUCGAAUAGUUAAAGAAUAUACACUGAAUAAAUGGCCACCAUCCAUAUCCAAAUCGAAAGACCGCCAGAUAAUUCCAUAUCACAUGUGUCGAUAUGAAAUAUCUGUCGUGCACGGUUGUCUUUUACGUGACACACAAUUGAUUAUUCCCACGACGCUAAGAGGUGAAAUUCUCAAACUAUUGCAUAAAGCCCAUCUGGGACCAAUAAAAAUGAAACAAUUAGCAAGACUACAUUGUUGGUGGCCGGGAAUCAACGAAGAUAUUGUCAAACUGUCGCAAUUGUGCCAACAAUGCUCUCAAGCACAUGCCAAACCACCACAACAAUUCAAACAAUGGGAAGAACCCGAUACAACUUGGUCACGGGUUCACAUGGACUUUGCUGGUCCUAUUUGGGAUUCCAAGUGGUUGAUCAUUAUUGAUGCUAAAUCUAAAUUUCCUUUUGUCUUCGAUAUGAAAAAUGAUACCACUGCGCGAAGUGUUAUUGAUGCAUUAGAGAUGGUUUUCGAUUGGUUUGGACCGCCAAAAACUUUGGUAUCGGACAAUGGUCCGCCAUUUACUAGCCAAUCAAUGCUAAAUUUUUACAAUAAGUACGGAAUCGAUCAUGUAACAACUGCACCAUAUCAUCCGGCUAGUAAUGGAAUUGCUGAAAGAUUCGUUCGGACGUUCAAAGAAACCGUUUUGAAAGAGAUGGAGUCACAUAAGAUCGAUAAAUUUACCGCCCUUCGUAAUGUCUUACGAAGUUAUCGUUGGACCCCACAUACUUCAACCGGUCUCUCUCCAGCAGAAAUGAUGUUUCAACAUUCUAUACGCACCGAAUUUGAUAUCAUGAAGCCCACAGUACCGGUCGAAAACACCACAACAGCUAAAUACGCCAUUGGGGAUUCAGUUUGGGCACUAAACUAUCAAACAAAUCAAAUACCCAAAUGGAAAUUGGCAACUGUUACAAAAAACUUAGGCUCAAUGACCUACGAAAUUAAAUCAUCGGACGGACUACAUCACAAACGCCAUCAAAACCAACUUCGUCGGGAUUAUACACAGCAUGAGUAUUCAGCUGACACGGAUAGUCUAGCAGAUGAUUUAAUAACGGAUACAACACCAACCAUAUUAGACAACUCAUCGAAACAGUCAUCUCCACGUUAUCCUCGUCGAAAUCGGAAACCACCAGAUCGUUAUACCCCGUCAUAA
This is a messenger RNA of Adineta ricciae, 3921 nucleotides long. The record is from the annotation of a GenBank genome assembly. NCBI's taxonomy places the organism in Eukaryota, Metazoa, Rotifera, Eurotatoria, Adinetida, Adinetidae.